AUGUCUGGCCGGGACGGGUACCGGAGCAUGUGGGAGUCGAUGUACGGCCAGUGCGACGCCAUCGUGUUCGUGGUAGAUAGCACUGACCAGAUGCGGUUCGCUGUGGUCAAGGACGAGUUGGACAUGAUGCUCCGGCACCCGGACGUGGCCGACCGACCGGACCUGCCCAUACUGUUCGUGGCUAACAAGACGGCAGCGCCGGAUGCGUGUGGCGCGUCCGCCAUGGCCGGAGCUCUCAAACUGCACGAGCACAUGGAACAGGACCGUCCGUGGCGGUUGGCCAGCACUGACGCUGUGGCCGUGCCGGGACAGCCGGCCGACGACGGGCUAAACGACGCCAUGGAGUGGCUGGCGGAAUUGGUCAAGUUCACCCGUCAGCGAUGA
This is a messenger RNA of Macrosiphum euphorbiae (potato aphid), 384 nucleotides long. The record is from the annotation of a GenBank genome assembly. NCBI's taxonomy places the organism in Eukaryota, Metazoa, Arthropoda, Insecta, Hemiptera, Aphididae.